AACGCUGGACGGGUUUCGCGCAUGCGCACAUCGCAGUUUAUUGCGUGUCAUGUUGAAUGCUAAAACUGGGUAGUCAACAUGUCCACCGCUGCAGCUCAACAAAACAAUAACGAAGAGCCCGGGCUCCACGGCUCCUGGGUAGAGUUGGAGCUGAAUGGGAAUACAGGGGCCCAGGGCGGGCAGAGCAGCCUGCUAAUGCCCCCAGCUGCAGACCAAAUAAAUGCGAAUGCUGGCAUGAGUCAAACAAUGCAGACCUUGGAAGUGGUGCCUGAAAGCGAUGAAACCCUGAUUGGAGGUCUGGAGCAUGUGCCAUCCUCCUCCUCUAUCCACAACGGAGACAUGGAAAAGAUCCUCCUGGAUGCACAGCAUGAGUCUAGCCCAAGUAACUCCUCCUGUGAUAGUCCUCACAGGCCACCAAGUCCAGAGCAGGACGAGGGUCAAAUCACGUUUGAUGUGGAGAUGUGCAGCCCGAGGGGUAGUCAGUCAGAGGAAGAUGGUCUAGAGAGGGACAGAGAGGAAGACAUCUUGAUGAACAAAGAAGUAGACUGGGUCGCUGAUUGGUCGAGCAGACCAGAAAACAUUCCACCAAAGGAAUUCCACUUCAGGCACCCCCGACGUUCGGUAUCCCUCAGUAUGAGAAAGAGUGGGGUGAUGAAGAAAGGUGGCAUCUUCUCUGCUGAAUUCCUCAAAGUCUUCAUCCCUUCCUUACUCAUCUCACACAUCCUGGCUCUUGGUCUCGGGGUGUUCAUUGGGAAGAGAAUCGCCACAGCCUCCACCAGCUCUUUCUGAGUAGAAAAUGAAGCAGUGCCUGGAUGUUCUCCUGUCUCCAAGUCUCUCUACCAUCCUCCUGUAGUCAAGCUCGCUCUCUGCAUCUAUCGUGCACCCUCAUUUCCUACCCAAUCAGCAUUAAAUCAUGUCACAUUGUAGAUGUAGUCAUACACCUGACUUAAUGUGGUUGCACUCCAUCAGACUUUAACGCAAGACAACAUCGUACACGCAGUUGUCACCAACUUGAAUCCAGUCGAUAGGAAACUCAGUCCGAGCUGGAAAAUACUAGUCAUCCUGCUCAACUCAAAACUAUGUGACAAGGAUCUGAUGUCAGGUGGCUUCAGGGCUGAAAUUUCUUUUACUUGUCUUGAUGUUUUAUCAUCAUAGGAAAUCUGGCCUUUUCUCCAAAGCUGCAUCCCUCCUCUUGUGUCUUAGUAGGCACAGUGUGUGAACCAAUAAUACGCAUUGUAUCUGCAAUAUAAACUGAUUUAAUUGGCCCUAUGAACAGAAGGGACUUUUAUCGCCUUAACGUAUUGAGCUUAACAUUCAGGGUCCAGUGAACUGGGGGUGGGGGACAAAUGAUGUGGCACAGUGGGAUCAAUUUUUCAAUUCUGCACAUUCUUGAGAACAGACGUCGUAUCAUGUUGAAACCCCAGAGGGUAUAAAAGCUUUGAUUUUUGAAGGUUGGAAAGCUUAACCAUUUUUCUAGUAUGUAGCUCCAGAAUUUUGCAGUGAGGUUGUUGGAGUAUAUUAUGAUAGUGAAUCCUCGGCUGGAAGGCAAUAUACCAGGCCAUAUGCUAUUUUUAUUUGUUUUUGCCUACAUAUCUUCUUCUUUAACACAUAAUAUAGCAGCAAUGGCAAAGUGCCAAAUUUUUAUUUUUCACCACUGCACAUUGGUGAUAUAUCUUAGACAGGUUUCUUUUUUGGUUUUCUUACAUGUUUAGGUAUUUAAAGAUGUAGAUGUGAAAAAUAAUUUAAGCUGUGAUCUGCCCCAUGUAAUAGACACCUUUCGAUAUUGUAUAAUUUGUUUAUACAUGCAUAUGAAUGCAUAUUAUAUCUUAUGCAUCGUGGCAGUGUAAGUAAUGUGUGUUUCGCUGUUGUUUAAUUGCCGAAGCUUCAGUGGCAGGAACCACCACCAGAGAGGAACGCAUUUCUAGGGGCUCCGUUUAAAAGUGUUAUCUGACUUUUAUCUAGAUUUCACUGUACAAUAAUUUCACAUAUUAUGAUACAAUAAAUAGCGUACAGUGUCUGUGGAACUUCAAGAGGAAUGAUGGAAAUGAUUUCUGGAUGAAAACGCAUGCAUUUCCGUUCAUUGAAGGCUGACUGUUUGUAUAUGGAUGAGAUUACAACAAUAUGAAAAACCAUUGAGUAUAAUGUACAGUACUGGCAGUCCUGGUUUUAAGACACUCCACAUGCAUCUAGGCUUUAACGCAUUAUGUAACUCAUACUAACUCAAAGUGUACAUUUCAUCAUUACAGGCUUAUGUACAGGUCAUCACUGUGCAAUACAGAGCAUUUUGGAAUAAAGUUUGUACUGUA
Molecule: messenger RNA, 2306 nt
Organism: Acanthochromis polyacanthus (spiny chromis)
Lineage: Eukaryota; Metazoa; Chordata; Actinopteri; Pomacentridae
Gene: bnip3la
Product: BCL2 interacting protein 3 like a
Exons: 6
Coding region: 79-789 (236 amino acids)
Biological process (GO): mitochondrial outer membrane permeabilization; defense response to virus; positive regulation of apoptotic process
Cellular component (GO): mitochondrial envelope; mitochondrial outer membrane; nucleus
Source: RefSeq, a predicted model, not a curated record